Oppiella nova is the source of this 1923-nucleotide messenger RNA. Lineage: Eukaryota; Metazoa; Arthropoda; Arachnida; Sarcoptiformes; Oppiidae. The record is from the annotation of a GenBank genome assembly.
AUGUUUAUUAAUUGUGUGACCAUUUUGGUCAUCAUUCAAUGUCUACAUCAUACCAGUGCUGAUCAGCCCUGGUUUUUCGACUCAGAUUUUGCAGCAGACAAUAGUUCAGCCACUGUUGAAAGCAAAGACUUUAUGACAAUCGACGCAAACAAUACUUCCGAUGACUUAAACCAAACUGAUUUCGGAUAUUCCGGCAGAAGUGCUAAAUCAAUGGAUUUUAGUGAUCGGGAACGGGAGCCCAGAAUCAUCAACGACAAAGAGCUAUCAAUUAAAGGGUUCAUCCCAAUCGUGGGCUUCAAUAACGACAAACACGACUCCGAUCCGGAAGACAAGCCAACUAAAGACGACUACUUUGAUUACCAACGCUAUGCUAAUCCUGAAACCCAUUCAAAGCCAUCAUCGAGUAACCAGAACCAGAAACACGUGCCCACUGCCGAAGAUCAGAGGUUUAUUGGGGCCGCACUUCAAGGUCUGACAGCAAGUUUUGGGGCCAAACCGUUAAGAAGGAAACAGGGAUACGAGUCACACAUUCCCAACAGUUUGGUUCCCAUUGGCAAUCCCAAUGAUGACUGCGUUUGUGUCCCCUUUUAUAUGUGCAAAAAUGGUUACUUAGUUGAGGCCAAGAGUGGUGGUUCCAAAUCAGGGAACAUCCAAACGGCACAAUCAAUCAUAAGCCAGUUGACACUCCCGGCGCCCGUCAGUAUCACUAACACACGAAAGCAAGCGAAACCUCAGGACCAACACCAAUACCAACAGUACCUUCCCAUCGAUGAGCGAAGUACUGACGAUCUCUUGGCUAAUGCUAAUGAACAGUCAUUUUCUCAGUCAUAUUCGCAUAAUAUUAAUAAUAAUACUGCCCCUCAAUAUGCGGAUGAAGUGUUGGCCCGUAUGUUAGGCGUGCGAUCGGAGGGUUGUGGCGUUUUGCGGACCUGUUGUCGGGCGCAUCCCAUCCCUGAGUUCGAUAUCCCUGAUUUCCAACCACCAGUGGGUCCCUAUCCGGGCGGUCACUACCAGAUACCCGAUAACAACGACUUUAUCAAAAGAUUUACAAAUCCUUAUCAGCCAAAUGUUCAACAAAUUCAAGAUUAUAUCAAACCUCAGAGACCGCAUAAAUAUGACUUUCCUACUCAACCACAGCGACCCUCAAUUCACCCGCUGACAGCCUACCCCUCUCAAGUAGUUCAAGCGAGUUAUGACUUCUCCCCGAAACCUUUAAGUCCAUUGAAUCCAAUUCAAGAAUAUACAAACAUACCGACCCGUCCUUUCAGUUCCCAAAUACCAGUUCCGCUUAAACCCAAUAAUUAUCCGUCAAUUCAGCCCUUAAGGCCAGAACCAGUGCCCGUAUAUCCCGGUCAUAGGCCUCAGUUCGCCGCUCACUCUAUUGAUAGUAUAGGCGGCGGUGGUUAUGGUGUUUGCGGCAAAAGACAUGCCGUAGGAAUUCACGGAAGGGUACAGAAUCUUCAAUACCACGAGAGCUCCACCGAGUUUGGAGAGUUCCCGUGGCAGGUGGCCAUCCUUAAGAGGUUGGGACCGGCCGACAGUCUCUAUGUUUGCGGCGGUGCUCUCAUUGCUCCCAAUUUCAUCGUAACUGCGGCUCAUUGUCUCAAAAAAUAUAGCCCGCAAGACCUGAAAGUAAGACUCGGGGAAUGGGAUGUUCACCGGGAGGACGAGUUUUAUCCAUAUGUGGAGAAGUUUGUGGACGACAUUAUAGUGCACCCGGACUUCUUCGCGGGCAGUCUACUGAACGACAUCGCACUCAUUAGACUCGACUCGCCCGUCGAUUUUAGACACUCACCGCAUAUCGCACCGGUAUGUCUGGCCGACGCGCACGAGCAGUACGCGGGCCACCGAUGUUUUGUGAGCGGUUGGGGAAAGAACGCGUUCGGCCAUCAGGGAGAGUUCCAGAGUGUGCUCACCAAAGUG